ACCAAGUUUUCCUUCCACUGAGUGGUCUUCCACCCUACCAGCCAGCCAGAUCUUGGAGAAUUUUUCAUAGUGAGCCUCCUCUGUUUUAACAGGAUGACCCUUGCCAACUACCCUGUUCCAGAUCUGGAUGUUACCUUGCAAGAAGUGAGCCGUGUUCUGCAGCUUACUUUAGGUCCCGAUCUUUACCCUGAGUUCAAAAGUACAUUAGAACAGCAGAGGGAACUACUUGAAGAAGCCCAGCAAAAAUUAGCAACCAAUGCUGCAGGCCACGAGAAUUGGGUGACAAAACAGUUCAAGAGGGGUCUAUUGUCUUGUGCUGACCCCCUCCCCACCUCCACAGCACUCCCUGUAGUUCUUCUUCCAUCUAAAGCAAAGAAAUGUACCCAACUUAGUAGAGCAGCUGCUCUGCUCUGGGCAGCAGCAAAGCUAUACAGUGAGCCCCUGUUACUGGAAGGCAAUAUUCCAAUGGAGCACACACAGCAGUCUGAAGUAUUUGCUGCCACUCGUAUUCCUGGCAGGAAUCAAGACGAAAUCAAGGUAUUCCCUGACAGCCUCCAUGCCAUCAUCACCUGUGUUGGAGGAGUGUUCCCUGUUGACAUACUGUGGCGACCAAGCACUGGUGGACCAGUUUCUGCACGGUCAUUUACUGACAUCUAUAACCAACUAGCUCAGGUGAUGGAUCAGCCCAGGGCAGAGAAACAAACUGAUCCAUCAACCAUUUGCAACCUCACAGCUCUGGAGCGUAAGUCCUGGGCUGUCAGAAGGGAGGAGAUCCUUGAGCAAGGAGGAGUCGCACUGACAUCGCUGAGACUGAUGGAGAGUGCUGUGCUUGCACUCUGUCUGGAAGGCUAUGAUGCACCCUGUGAACUGGCUGAUAUCCUCAAUGCAGUGAGGCUGGGAGGAGGAGGACACAGUCCAUCUCUGAGAUACUAUGACAAGGUGUUGAACCUGGUGGUGUUCAAAGACGGCACAGCUGGAAUGGUGUUUGAGCACAGUGCUGUGGAUGGGAUGGUGGCUGGGCUUGUGACAGAACGUGUGUACAAUCUGUCGGAGACUGUUGACUCAAACCCACUGCAUACUGGCACUGAAAACAUGUCUGGGUCUGUUGCAGUAAACAGUACUAAUUCUGUUUGCCCCCAUCCUCUAACAUUUCCUUUACAGGGAGUAAAUAUCCCUCAACAGACCCUCGAUUUGAAAACAAACCAUCCAGUUCUCACCUUUGACAUCUCCUCCUACCCUGAUGUCUUCUCCACUCUCAGAGGGCACAGGGGUUUAUAUGAUGCUUGGAUCAACUUCUCUUUGCAGCUUUCUAUGAGGCAGACUUUUGGCGAAACUGCUGCAAAUCAUAUGCUUGUCACUCCUGCCCAUAUGCGCCACUACAAGCAUGGUCGUUGUGAUCCUACAUACUCAAUCACCAUGCAUUCUCGUCAAUUAGUAGGUGCCCUGGCAUCCCGCAUAUGUCCAGAUAACACAAUCCAAUAUACUACUGACCUACUACAGUUGUUCCACAUUGCAUUUCUGGAGCAUAAGAAGCUCAUUAAAAACACCAAAAGUGGUCAAGGUGUUGGCCCCCACCUAGCUGCUCUGCGUCGAUCUUUGCCACCUGACAAUCCCCUGAAGAAGUUCCUAGACCCCUUUGGGUGUCCGUCUGUGUACCUGACAGGUACCGAUCUGAUGGAAGGAGUAGAAUGUGGUGUAGGAAAUGUUUAUGCUCAAGAUCAGCUGGCUGUAACCUACCUUGGGAAGAGGGACAAGGUUCGCAUAGUGCUUAAUGGGAAAGGAAGCUUUGCUUUAGCACUCGACAAGCUCCAACAAAACCUCAAGAUGAACCUGAAGUUAGUGAUGCUUCUAGCUGUUAGAUAUGCAAUUGCAACUGAAAUGGGAGCCCUUGAGUGUCUACUUCAGCAGGGUCAAAGAGAGAAAAUGAAUGGAGAAAAAAAUCAUUAUCCUGAAACCACAGACACCAGCAAGGGUACUGUUGGUGGUACCCUUGGCAUGAGCCCAGAUUACACUCUGGUGAUUCAUGGUGGCGCUGGAGAGGAGAUAAUGCUGAACUCCCAAGUGGUAGGGGUCAUUGAGUUUGCUCUACAAACAGCCUUAACCCUUGGAUCCCAAGUGCUUCAACAAGGUGGCAGAAGUCUAGAUGCAGUUCAGAGGUCAGUGGAAGCUCUGGAAGACUGCUUUCUGUUCAAUGCAGGUAAAGGCUCAGUAUUUAACAAAGACAGCAAAAAUGAAAUGGAGGCAACCAUUGUAGAUGGCAGCGCAAAGAAGUCAGGAUCUGUUGCUUGUGUGCAAAAUCUAAAGAACCCAAUAAAAGCAGCUAGAUGUGUCAUGGAGAAAAGCUCACAUGCACUGAUUGUAGGAGAUGGAGUUGAGGAAUUUCUUGAAGAGGUGGAGGAAAAGCAGAAGCUUGUUGGUCCUGAAUAUUUCUACACUGAUGUACGUCACAGAGAGUUAACCGCAAAACUUAGUGGCGGAAAAAAUUCAAAAAACAACCACCCUCAGACAGUUGGGGCUGUGGCCUUGGAUCGCUGGAAUGGAUUGGCUGCUGCAACCUCUACAGGGGGGGUGGUAGGAAAGCUGAAAGGGCGAGUUGGGGACACAGCAGUAGUAGGAGCAGGUAUAUAUGCUGAUGACAAGUUAGCCAUUACCUGCUCUGGAGAUGGGGAUGUUUUUCUGAGGAGCACAGUUGCUCAGAAAAUAGCAAGUCUAUACCAUCAUAAAGGCCACAACCUUAGGGAAGCAUGCAGAGAAGUGAUAGCUGAAAAUCUGAAUGGGAUCUGUGCGGGAAUUGUUGCCGUGGACAUUAAAGGUAAUGCUGUCAUUGAGACAAAUGCUGGUGUAAUCUUUGUGGCAUCAGUGAUCAGUGGCAUUUCAAAAGUAGAGGUCCUCAGACCCCUGAGAGGCAUCCCUAAUGUUAUCUGGGAAACAGAUGAGCUGGUUGCCUACCUGAAUCCCAAACCCUGGAUCCCUGGAUCAACGAUUCUGACUAGAAAAGCUCUUAGUGGAGCAAGCAGCAUCUUCCACUUGUCUACAACUGAUUUUGUUGCUAUGCUACAAGGCGCAAGAGCUGUCUCCAACUUGUUAUGUGAACGACUGGGAGUGCAGCGCUGUGCCUUGGUUUUCAAUCCAACCCCUGAUCAGCCUGCACAAAUCAGACUUCUCCCUCUUCAUGGCUUAGAGCCAAAAUGGCAGCCACAUCUUGCUAGUGAAGAGGAGUUCCACGCUUAUGAUCCCGGCUACUGCACCUCCAAAAGUGGCCCACGCUGGGAUGACGAAGCACUGGCUCAAGUUCAAGCCAAGAUUAGAAAUGCACUGCCAACACCAAAUGCACCCUUUUGCUUUGAUUUUUUGGGGGACCCAUCCAAUGAUAACUUGUUCAGCCGCAUUGUUCGUGGAGAGCAGCAGCAGUGGAGAGUGUGGGAAGACAAUGAUUAUGUUGCCUUCCUAACACCAUAUCCAAACAGUCCUGGUCUAACUGUUGUGGUGCCACGCAAACCUCUGUCCAGUGACAUCUUCAAACUGAAUGAACCCGACUACACAGCACUGAUCUUAGCCACUUACAAAGUUGCUCGACUGCUGGAAGAAGGGAUGAAAUCUCUAAGUGUUGCACUGAUUUUUGAGGGCUUUGAGAUUGACUAUGCUCAUGCCAAGUUGAUCCCUCUCUUACCUUCACCAGAUGGCACAAAACCUGCUGAGUUGCAAACAGAAUACUUCCAAAGCUACCCUGGACAUGUUUCAUCACUGAAUGGCCCAGCUGCUGACUUUGAAGCCCUCAAAAACCUUCACUCAAAAAUCACCCAGUGCAAGCCUUCUCACUCAUGGACAGACCCUCAUUCUCACUCAAUGGCUGCCAUCGAGAGCCUGUGGUAUCGUAACCUGUUUAAGAUCCAAAACACUCUUUUCCACAGCACAGUGGAAUACUUCUACAGUUCUUGCCAGUACUCGUAUGCGUUGACACCUCUCACCACUGACACCAUCUCCUCACCAAUGGGCCUGGGAUCUGACUCAGAACCAGUUUCUGUUAAUCUGCUGGGCCAGGAUGUGUACCUUGCUGACUCAAUGCAGUUUGUACUUGAAUACUUCCUUCGCUUCCAGGAAAACCUGCCAGGGACCUACUACAUAUCUCCCAGCUUCAGAGGGGAAGAUCCUGAUGCCACACACUUGAACCAGUUCUACCACGUGGAGUGUGAAUUGCUGGGUAACAUGGACAAUGCAAUUUCCAUAGCAGAGGGAUACUUGGCUCAUCUCACCAAGUCCAUGUUGAAGAAACACUCAGAUAUAAUUCUGAACAGUGCUGGGUCCCUUACACAUAUCACAGCUCUGCUCAGCAAACUGGAUGGAAAAAACAAGCUUCCAAGAGUCCCUCUAGACCAGGCCAUCCCCAUGAUGCCCUCUGCUGACUGCUUGGAGUGGGUCCAAGAUGGUCAGCCCCAUUUUGGCAGAAAAUUAACACGCAAAGGAGAGCGGGUUUUGAUUGAGAAAUAUGGUGGAGCUGUUUGGCUGACCGAGAUGGAUCAUCUGGCAGUUCCCUUCUACCAAGCAUAUGUGGAUGGCACUGGGCAGCGCAAAGCUAAAGCUGCUGACCUUUUGCUGGGGCUGGGGGAGACUGUGGGUCUUGGUGAACGUCAUUCCACACCUGAGAUGGUGCAAGAAGCCUUGAGGCAUCAUGCAGUGCCAGAGCAGUUCUACAAAUGGUACAUUAACAUGCGCAAGGUGAAACCACUCCUUACCAGCGGAUGGGGUAUGGGGACGGAGCGAUACUUGUGUUGGUUGCUUCAGCAUGAUGAUAUCAGAGAUAUACACAUCAUCCCUAGGAUGAAAGGAGUUAAGUACAUGCCUUGAUCAUGGGUUCUCCAUAUUUUUAAAGCCAUUGUAUUCAAUUUGCAUCAAUGGCUAUAAUGCUUGUGGAUUUGUACCAUAAAAAUGUGUCAGUAAUCCCUAGAUUACUAGAAUAUUACUUCUUUGUCUUGGACAGAAGAAAUACCUUAGAGCCCUUAGUGCAACCUGAUCAUUGAUGCCCUGCAAGAUUUUUAGAAGUCUAACAGAAGCAGGAAAGUGAAAAUGUUAGUAAAGUGUUAGUAAAAACCUGAAUUCUGUUAUACAUUUUCUUGGUAUGAGACUGAUUCUCACUGUUGAUUCAAUUCAAUUCAAUUCAAUUCAAUUCAGUUCAAUUCAAUUCAAUUCAAUUCAAUUCAAUUCAAUUCAAUUCAAUUCAGUUCAAUUCAAUUCAAUUCAAUUUAUAUUGCACCAAAU
Messenger RNA from Archocentrus centrarchus (flier cichlid), 5256 nucleotides. RefSeq lists its product as uncharacterized. Gene Ontology annotation, cellular component: cytoplasm. Bases 94 to 4845 code for a protein of 1583 amino acids. The record is from RefSeq and is a predicted model, not a curated record. Gene Ontology annotation, biological process: tRNA aminoacylation for protein translation. The transcript has 4 exons. Gene Ontology annotation, molecular function: hydrolase activity; aminoacyl-tRNA ligase activity; ATP binding. NCBI's taxonomy places the organism in Eukaryota, Metazoa, Chordata, Actinopteri, Cichliformes, Cichlidae.